GCUCUCACUACCAAUCCUCCCCAUGCAACUGCUUGAAACAACAUUGUAUGAAAACGGUGAACUGUUCCUCCUGGACAGGCAUUUGGAGCGAAUGAAGCAGUCGGCUGCUCAUUUCUCGUUUCCGUGGCCCGGAGACCAAUUCAUCGUUGAUUCACUGUUGAAAUCGCUUCAAGGUUGUGAUCGUGCACGCGUACGCUGGACACUUUCUGAACAAGGAGAGGUCGAGGUCACGACAGCAAAUGCACCGACCGCCUCAUCCCAGCCUUCGUACAUUCUCAUUCUUGACUCGCAACCUAGUCCGUGCAAGAACAACAAGUACUGCAGCAACAAGACGACUCAGAGGGACAUUUACACACGCGCCUGUGAACGCCAAAACAUCAAGUACGCGGACGCUCAAGAUGUCUUGUUGUUCAAUGAAGACGGGUUCGCUACGGAGGGAAGCAUCUUCAACGUCGCUUUUUACCGUAACGGACGCUGGCUCACUCCAAGCAGCGACCAAGGUCUUCUGGAAGGAACAAUGCGUGCUAGCCUGCUGCAGCAGAAUAGGGUGGAAGAGGACAAGACACACGAAUUACACAACUCAAAGCUCAUGAACGGUGAACCAGUACUACUAUUCAAUUCUUUUAGGAAAGUAUGCAACGGUUUUUUGAGAAUAAAUUCAUAGAAGCAUCCUAAGAGGAAGGGUUCAUCUACGACAGUUAGAUUAAUGAAAUAAAUACGAAGAACGACAUGUGAACCAAGAUGCCAGAAACAUGUGAAUCGCU
Molecule: messenger RNA, 764 nt
Organism: Schizosaccharomyces japonicus yFS275
Lineage: Eukaryota; Fungi; Ascomycota; Schizosaccharomycetes; Schizosaccharomycetales; Schizosaccharomycetaceae
Product: 4-amino-4-deoxychorismate lyase
Exons: 3
Coding region: 23-664 (213 amino acids)
Molecular function (GO): catalytic activity
Source: RefSeq, a predicted model, not a curated record